Cetraspora pellucida is the source of this 1290-nucleotide messenger RNA. The record is from the annotation of a GenBank genome assembly. Lineage: Eukaryota; Fungi; Glomeromycota; Glomeromycetes; Diversisporales; Gigasporaceae.
AUGAAGGCCACCCACUUUCUAGUCGGUUUAAUCACUUUUUCUGCCUUGUUGUUAUCGGCGGUUUUUCCAUUAAAUGCGAAAGGAUCAACCGAUAAUCAAUCGCCCCGUAGACACUCCUCGAGAACUUCAACUAAUUCUCAAGGAGCAACAACCGUUACGCUUAAACAUAUUUAUCAUCACGGGUCGUCUCGAUUUCCUAAUCUUAUACGCCGUAAAGACAUCAAUGAAGAUUCCUUACGUGCGCGUGAGCUUGCUUCUGACAUGACAUUUACCCAUACUGUCAAGGCAAUCAACGGCACAAAUGUCAAACCUUCGAAUAAACAUUCUGUAGAAGAAUUCCAAGAAAAAUCCAAGAACGAACAAAUCUCAUUGAUUAUGGAUUGGGAAGACACGCCUACGUUGUUGCCCCAGGUAUCAGAUUGGGAUACAGUGAGGAGUUUGGCAAAAAUGACCUAUAAUGCUUACACUGAGGAAAAAGAUGGAGACUGGUACGAUUUGGGUGAAAGUUAUGAUUGGAACAUCUCCUUUGGUUGGGAUAAGGAAGGUGUCCGAGGACAUGUUUUUGGAGAUACUAAUAAUGAUUUAUUGAUCAUUUCAAUAAAAGGCACUAGUAUGGGUUUUGGUGCUGGACCAACCGUACCCAAUGAUAAAGUCAAUGAUAAUUUAUUAUUCUCAUGCUGUUGCGCUAGGGUUGACCCCACUUGGAGCACCGUGUGUGAUUGUCAUCUUGGAAACUUUAAAUGCAACCUGGAUUGCUUACAAGACAGCGUGGAUAUGCGUGAUAAAUACUAUACAGUUACUCGGAACCUUUUUAAGUUUAUUGCUGAUGAACAUCCAAAGGCAAAAAUUUGGUUAACUGGACAUUCUCUUGGUGGAGCACUUUCUGGUUUGGUUGGACUUACCUAUGGCAUACCUGUAGUCGCAUUUGAAGCACCUGGAGAAAGAUUACCAGCCCGAAGACUGCAUUUACCAGGACCUCCUGCUAUUCCAUAUGACAAAAUGAAUAUUUGGCAUAUAGGACAUUCGGCUGAUCCUAUUUUCAUGGGCGGUGUAACUAGCUCUUGCUACGCCGGUGGAUAUGCUAUGGAAACUAAGUGUCAUCUUGGAAAGUCAAGCGUGUUUGAUGUGAUUGACAAAUUUAAAUGGCAUCUGAAUAUACAAAAUCAUCGUAUUAGAGUUGUCAUUGAUUCUAUUUUGUAUAAAUGGGAUUGGGAAUUUCCAGAAUAUUCUGUAGAGGAAGAUUGUGAAGAUUGUGGAGUUUGGACUUUCGUUGAAGAUAAUAACACUUAA